UGGAGCGGGUCCUCUGCGCCGGGCUUUGCGGUGCUACCUCUCUGGUAGAUGCGGGUCUGUGGUGCGAGGGAAAUACUUUUUGCUUGGUAUGAACACGUGGGAUUUGGUUAAAGAACCACCCGCGUUGCACUGUCCAUGGGGAGAGCAAGGGAAGUGGAGAGACUGCUACUUAGUAGAAGGACUGCCCCUCCCCGUCGAGGUCGCGUUUAGAGUGAGGCUUGGGACUCUUCGUGAGUUUCAGUGAAGCAGAAGUUUGCGUGUCUUACCGUGACCGGAGUGCCCAUGAGGGUAUCAGCAUGGAAGCCAUGAGUGAGAAUAAAAUGGUGCCCUCGGAUUUUAGCACAGGACCUAUGGAAAAAGCUGCCAGACCUUUGCCAUUUAAGGAUCCCAACUUUGUGCACUCUGGCCAUGGUGGUGCAGUUGCUGGCAAGAAGAAUAGAACCUGGAAGAACCUGAAGCAGAUUCUGGCUUCGGAAAGGGCAUUGCCAUGGCAACUGAACGAUCCUAACUACUUCAGUAUUGAUGCCCCUCCGUCCUUCAAACCAGCCAAGAAGUAUUCUGAUGUCUCAGGUCUUCUUGCCAACUACACUGACCCCCAGAGCAAGCUGCGUUUCAGCACCAUCGAAGAGUUUUCCUACAUUCGGAGGCUGCCGUCCGACGUGGUCACUGGCUACCUGGCCCUGAGGAAGGCCACCAGCAUCGUUCCCUGAGCCUGGAGGAGGGGAGUGAAGUGGAGAACUGUUUCAAAGGCAGACUUUGGACUCAAGAUUUUGUUUCAUGGAAACAAACUCAUUCUGCUGUCAAUCUGGAAAUGUCAGUGUUGUGCCUUGGAAAGAAUGUUUGGCUUUAAUUUAAGGGUUUUUUUUCUUCUAUGUUUUCUCUCCAAGUGUGAUGUUUCCUGCUGAAUUAAAUUAUACUUCAGUUGUUGCCGCAAGUAAAGUUGUUUGACAAGAAAAUAUAAAAUUGUGCUUUUCAUUUAA
Vicugna pacos (alpaca) is the source of this 980-nucleotide messenger RNA. RefSeq names its product INO80 complex subunit C (gene INO80C). NCBI's taxonomy places the organism in Eukaryota, Metazoa, Chordata, Mammalia, Artiodactyla, Camelidae. Gene Ontology annotation, biological process: chromatin remodeling. Gene Ontology annotation, cellular component: Ino80 complex. The record is from RefSeq and is a predicted model, not a curated record.